Phytophthora megakarya is the source of this 609-nucleotide messenger RNA. Lineage: Eukaryota; Oomycota; Peronosporomycetes; Peronosporales; Peronosporaceae. The record is from the annotation of a GenBank genome assembly.
AUGUUCUCCGCCCCGGACGCCAUGGCGGCUCCGCUGUCAUAUGCAGCCAAAAUCUUGGUUGCCGUGACACGAGCUAGCGUCGGUGGCAGGCAGACAUCUUCGGAACCCCUCGACCCUUUAGAGUACCAACGCGAAAGGUGGCGGCCGAUUAAGGUACACCAGGAACAAGACGAAUAUCUGUGCGAUUUAAGUCGAUCGUUUCACGCUAUACCAGUUGCGGAAGAUCGCCAAGGUCGCAGACUUGUUCACCCUGGAUGCCGAUGUGUGCUAUAUCGGUUAGCUAAAUCCACCCGCGGCAGACCUCGAGAUGCCCAGGAUGAAUUACGACUGGUAGUACCAAUUACCCUGAGAGAAGAUAUCCUGCACUAUGCCCAUGAGAACUUUCAAGGCGGACACCAGGGCAUCAAAUGGACUCACGAAAAAUUGCGCUCUGAAUUCUAUUGGCCCGGGAUGUACGCAGACGUGGAACGACAUGUCAUGGAGUGUGUGGAUUGUGCGAGUGGUAAGGGAUACCCAGCUAACCCCGGCCCAUCUCCUGGAAAACUUGAGCCAAGGCGACCAUUUGAAGUGGUCUCGAUGGAUUUCGUGACGCACAUGCCAAAGUCAUAG